AUACGAAAAUUGAUCGAAGAGAAAAUUGGUCGAAAAUUUUGUUAUAAAAGAACAAAAGCUUUUUCGUAAUCAGAAGCUCUAACUCUUAAGUGUAAAAGCAAAAUUUACACUAGUUGUAUUAAUCAAAAAAAGAAUACUCAUAUUCGAGAGAUCUAAUAAGUCAGACAAAUACGUUAGACAAAUACAAAAAAGCAACAGCAGUUUAGUAAUUAUGAGCAAAUGCUUUAAUUGUUGUAGUAACGUUGUCUGCCUUGAAGGUGAGACUGAGGGUGAGGGUGAGAAUAAGGUUGUAGGAACAUUCUCGAAGCAGACAACCCUACUACAGGAAUUAGAGGAACUUACUCAUUGUUUCUAAACUGUUAUUGCUUUUUUGUAUUUAUCUAACUUAUUUGUCUAAUUCAUUAGAUCUCUCGAAUAUGAGUAUUCUUUUUUUGAUUAAUAUAACUAGUGUAAAUUUUGCUUUUACACUUAAGAGUUAGAGCUUCUGAUUACGAAAAAGUUUUUGUUCUUUUAUAACAAAAUUUUCGACCAAUUUUCGCUUUCCCAUAAACUUUCUUAUGAUCUUGCUAACAUCGCAUUACAGCCGUCUUUUGAUCAGCUUGAUAUAAGUUCGCAAAAACCUAACAGAGUCACAUCUGUAACGUCUAUGCAAAAUGUUUGCGAGACCCUUCAACAGAUUUACAUUUAUUAUCCAGAAAAUCAUCUGAUCAGCUAUUUUGUCGAACCAUGUGAAAAGCAUCCUGAAAGAUACAUGCUGUUGACGAUGCACAUCGAUUUUGUAAGAAUUCGAAAUCCUUAUUCUUGACAUUCUCCUUGCAAAUUCCUGUUGAGGCCUUCUUAGGAUUUGAAAGAUCUGGGCAAGAAGUUAAACAAAUCCCUGAAAACACGGAUUAUCAUAGAUUCUACUUCCCAGACAGUUACAAAAACGCUGUUUUAUUGUGAAAGCGGUGCUUAGCAUCACAUAGUUACAACAGUGAUGAAUUGACCAAUGUCACCGUUUAUCACAAAACGUUUACAAAGAAUACUUUUUAUCGUAUAAACGCUAACUUAUAACUGCGCUAAAUAUAAAUUCAGUGACGGUUAAACGUAUGAUUUUUCAUAAUUUCAUAUGAAGUAAACGACUCUUGUUUAUUUAACCAAUAUUUAAUCAAAUCAAUGAGUAGCUUUUAUUCUUUCACGAAAGAGAAAUAUUUUAUUUCGAAUAAGUCUGAAGUCCCAGACCACUGAAUUUUCUUUCAGUUGUGUGUGUCCUGAAACCAUCAAAGCUCGAAUUCAAGAGAUACAAGUAAGGAAGACAACCGAAAUUCUAUAAAAAGAAAGCAAUACGCUACUUUGUGUUUACAGCAUUCUUCGUUGGAGAUCACGAUUUUGGAUAUCUACCAUGACACUUCACAUAGUAGAUACUGAUUUAUAAAAACGUUUAAACGAUCAUGUGCCAUGAUAAACGCUUUCGCACGUGAGUGAAGCGUUAAAACAAAAGAAAAAGGUGAUGAUCACCAUUUUUGCCGUUUAUCAUCGUUUAAACGGUAUAUUAAGCGUUUCGCUUCUGUCUGGGUUGGAACCUUAGGAAUGAACUAGCUUGAGAGUGCAUAAAGUGACAUAUCUGUACAAAUUGUUAUGAAUUUCUUUUUCAUAGAAAACUAGUAAAAGGCUUCUAAAUUUAUAUCUACUUAGAGAAUCUUUUCUUGUGCAGAGUCAAUGAGAGAAGAACACUCUCGAAAAUUUUACCAAGUUCUCUUUGAAGAAGAAGAAGAAGAAGAAGAAGAAUGCCUCAUUUGUAUCAUCUCCCCACCCCCACUCAAAAGAAAGGGGAUCUCUUCGACAAUGACGAUUCCUUUUCUUCUUCGUUCAUUCUAGUGAUUCCCAAUAUUCCAGUCGAUGCCCAAUGGGUACAGAACGGGGUAACUGUUGCUGGAGGUCAUGAACAAGGUGAUGCCGCCAAUCAACUCAGCUGGCCUUUCGAUCUUUUCAUUGAUGAUGACCAAACAAUGGUCAUCGCUGACACGAACAAUCAUCGUAUUAUCCAAUGGAAGAUCGGUGAAACGAAUGGGCAAGUAGUAGCUGGUGGCCAUGGUCAAGGAAAUCGAUUGGAACAAUUGCAUUCUCCAACCGAUGUGUUGAUCGACAAAGAGACUGAUAGUUUCAUUAUUUGUGAUUGGCAGAAUCGACGAGUCGUACGUUGGUCUCGUCGUAGUGACACAACUCAAGGAGAAAUCCUCGUCGACAACAUCAAGUGUUGGGGAUUGGCCAUGGAUGAUCGGAGAUAUCUCUACAUCUCUGAUACUGAAAAAGAUGAAGUAAGACGAUAUCAAGUAGGAGACAAGAAAGGAACUCUCGUGGCCGGUGGCCAUGGCCAAGGUGUUGAUCUCAAUCAACUCAACUGGCCGAAGUACAUAUUUGUCGAUCAACAACAGGCUGUUUACGUGUCAGACAGCGAAAAUCAUCGUGUGAUGAAAUGGAAUAAAGAUGCAACAGAAGGAAUUGUCGUCGCUGGGGGUCAAGGCCAAGGGAAGGCUCUGACACAAUUGUCGGAUCCUUACGGACUGUUCGUUGAUACGUUGGGUACUAUCUAUGUUGCAGACACGGAGAAUAAUCGAGUGAUGCGUUGGUCUAAAGGUGCGACACAGGGCACUGUCGUUGUGGGUGGAAAUGGCUCAGGAGCAGGAGUAAAUCAGUUCAAAAUUUCCAUGAGUUUGUCCUUCGAUAGAUAUGGCAAUCUUUAUGUUGUCGAUGAGUAUAAUCAUCGUGUUCAACGAUUUUCUAUCGAAUAA
Messenger RNA from Rotaria sp. Silwood2, 2771 nucleotides. The record is from the annotation of a GenBank genome assembly. Lineage: Eukaryota; Metazoa; Rotifera; Eurotatoria; Philodinida; Philodinidae.